CAGGUGAUCUGCACCAAUACCCAGCGCUACAGGCAUGGCUGUCUCAGUGCUGCGGCUGACAAUUGUCCUGGGACUACUCGUCUUAAUCCUGACUUGCCAGGCCGAUGAUGCAUAUGACAAACCAGAUGACAAGCCAGAUGACUCAGACAAAAACCCAGAGCAAGAAUUCCCCAAAUUCCUAAACCUCUUGGGCACAGAGAUCAUUGAGAAUGCAGUGGAGUUCAUCCUCCGCUCCAUAACUAGGAGCACAGGAUUUGUGGAAUUUGAUGAUAAAGAAGGAGAACAUUCAGCAAAGUGACUUCCCCAGGACACACCCACAAGGCUCCAGAAUAACCUAAGGGCAGCCAAUCCUGCUUUUCCAGUUCUGCUUUAUGAGUCCUCCAGAACAGAGGCCCCAAAAGGAGCUCCAAGCAAGUUCUCAGGAUUCAGGACCUGGCUCAGCCAAACACAACUUAUUUUGAACAUCCUGACUGCAUUCUUACCUCUAGAAAUCAGAAUAAAUGUGUCUCCUUAGGGGUCACAUAUCCUAGGGAACUGAGAAGAUUUUUAUUGGUAGCAGUAGUAACUUUCCUGAGCAUAUUUAAAGUUUUUAAUUAUGCCAAAAAAUAUAUAUAUAUACAAAAGUUAUUAUGAGCCAGAAAAACCAAAGAAUGGUUCAAAAUAAGGAAGCUAAUGCCCAGAUAAAGUAACACAUCCAAAGUCACAGAAUUAGGAAAUGACAGAAAGGGAAUUUGAACCUGACUCCAAAGAACUAACUCUUAACCCAUAAAAAUAUAUGAAGUUUCAGAGUUCAAAGCUUCAUAUGUUCUUUCUGGAAAGUCUUUCAGAUACAUCUGAGCCCACUCUCCUCGCUAGGUAAACUAAAAACCAACCAUUUUUCAAAUAAACAAGCUUAUUACUUGUUCCAGAGAGUCUUCAUUAUUCUUACAGAAUAGCAGAGUGCCGGGGAUGGGAGAGUCCUGGAAAAGUCUCACGGAGCUCUUAAUUUGCUCUACCACCCAUUACACCGAGGCGGGGCCUGGUAGCCAUUGCUACAGAACUUGCCAACUUGGUAAUAGAAGAUGGAACCCCUGUAUAACCUGACCCAGCUGAGCCAGAAAGAUUCUCCCAGAAUUAUUUGUGUGGCCAGUAAGACCAGACUGAAAUCAUGGAGCAUGAUGAUAAUUAUGGCAGUGCUCUAGAAUAAAGGAUGUCUGUACUUCUGCUACUGGGUUCUCAACAGCUGUCCUGCGUCUGGCCUUUCCUAAGCACUCUGACUCUGA
Molecule: messenger RNA, 1262 nt
Organism: Neomonachus schauinslandi (Hawaiian monk seal)
Lineage: Eukaryota; Metazoa; Chordata; Mammalia; Carnivora; Phocidae
Gene: C7H5orf46
Product: chromosome 7 C5orf46 homolog
Exons: 5
Coding region: 35-298 (87 amino acids)
Source: RefSeq, a predicted model, not a curated record